Messenger RNA from Linepithema humile (Argentine ant), 2479 nucleotides. It is a transcript of the gene P5CDh1, whose product is annotated as delta-1-Pyrroline-5-carboxylate dehydrogenase 1. The record is from RefSeq and is a predicted model, not a curated record. Lineage: Eukaryota; Metazoa; Arthropoda; Insecta; Hymenoptera; Formicidae. Gene Ontology annotation, molecular function: L-glutamate gamma-semialdehyde dehydrogenase (NAD+) activity. Gene Ontology annotation, cellular component: mitochondrial matrix.
CACGACAAAAACACGAUGCGAUCGGUGCGUUUUCGGUUGACAUUUUUGACAAAUUUGACAUUGCAAAAAUUUUGUCGAUAUUGAUAUCGCUGACGAACCAUUUGUAGUCUAAUAGGUUCAUAUAGAUGCCGGUUAUGUUAUACGUCCCUGGGCGCUUUUGCGAAGGUGGGGAACGUUCUAAACGCGCUUCUCCGUAAGGCAUUUCGCCCGAUGGUGCGGUGGCAUCGGGUCGUGCAUUUCGUGGUUUCAUCAAAUUUCGUCGCAGUUUCGGCCAUUUGGCACACUGAAUACAGUGGGCCGAGAACGCGAGAACGCGAGAGAUUUGGGCACAAUAGGAUACGAUCGUGUCAUCGUCUGGUGGGACGUGUCAGUUGCAAAGGGCUUGCGUCUGCUUUUUAGAUCGUGUGUGACGAAGGGCGCGCGCCGACGUCAUUUCUCUCUCUCUUUCUCUCUUUUUGUAUCCCGUCCCAACACGUUUCCACUGAAAGAUGUUGGGCUUGGUUUGCCGUCACACGGUGCUGGCAAAUGCCCAAAAAGUCGGCACCAGGUUCCUAGGGUCGAUAGUACCGAUACCGAAUCCAACAGAAUUCCCACUGGAGAAUGAACCUAUUCUCAGUUACAAGAAGGGCAGCCCGGAGAGGAAGGAAUUGGAGAAGGUCUUGGAUAAGAUGGCCAGUGAGUGUGAAGAGGUGCCAUUAGUUAUCGGCAACGAGGAAAUCAAAAGCAACCUGUGUAAAUAUCAAGUUAUGCCGCACAAUCACAAGGAGAAGAUCGCCAAGUAUUACUGGGCGACGCCGGAUCUGGUGAAGAAAGCGAUCAACGUCGCGGUGAAGGCGCAACGGGAAUGGGAGAAACAGCCAAUCGAGAAGCGGCUGGAGAUGUGGCUGAGGAUAGCGGAUCUUAUGGCAACUAAGUACAGACAGCAGCUGAACGCCGCCACCAUGCUCGGUCAAAGCAAGACCGUGAUCCAGGCGGAAAUCGACAGCGCGGCGGAGUUGAUCGACUUCUUCAAGAUGCAUGCGUACUUUGUGAAGGAAGGCCUCAAGUACCAGCCGAUCUCGCCGGAUCAGCAGACUCGCAACUCGAUUAGAUAUCGCGGCAUGGAUGGCUUCGUCGCGGCGGUGUCGCCCUUUAACUUUACCGCCAUCGGCGGCAAUCUCAGCUACACGCCGGCUCUGAUGGGCAACGCUGUGCUUUGGAAACCGUCCGACACCGCGUUAUUGUCCAACUGGUGGAUCUUCAAGAUAUGCAGGGAGGCCGGGGUGCCGCCCGGCAUAGUGAAUUUCGUUCCCUGCGAAGGACCCGUGUUCGGCGACACCAUCACAACGUCGCCCUAUCUCGCUGGGAUCAACUUCACUGGCUCAGUGCCGACGUUCAACCGUCUAUGGGCGCAGGUCGGCCAGAACCUCGCCAAAUACAGGAACUAUCCGAAAUUGGUCGGCGAAUGCGGCGGCAAGAAUUAUCACUUGGUCCACUCGAGCGCCGAUGUGGAAUCGGUCGUUAACGCGACGAUAAAGAGCGCGUUCGAGUUCAACGGGCAAAAGUGCUCCGCUUGCAGUAGAAUGUACGUGCCGGAGUCUCUGUGGGCCAAGGUGAAAGACGGUCUUUUAGCUCUCCGCCAAAAGCUUACGAUCGGCGACGUUCGAGAUUUCACUGUAUACACCGGCGCCGUUAUAGAUGCAGUCGCGUUUAAACGCAUUUCCGGUUACAUCGAGUAUGCGAAAAAGUCACCUAAGAUGGAAAUUAUCGGCGGCGGAGGCUACGAUGAUUCGUGCGGAUACUUUAUCGAACCAACGAUAGUGCAGACCAAAGAUCCGAAGGAGAAACUCAUGACGGAGGAGAUAUUUGGCCCGGUACUGACGAUAUAUGUUUAUAAAGAUUCCGAUCUGGACGAGACGGUAAAGCUGGUAGACACGUCUACACCGUACGCUUUAACAGGCGCAAUAUUCGCGCAAGAUGAGAAAUGGGCGAGGAAGGCGCUCGAGGACUUGAAGUACACCGCCGGUAAUUUUUAUAUAAACGACAAAUCUACCGGGUCGGUGGUCGGUCAACAGCCGUUUGGUGGUAGCCGAAUGUCCGGUACAAACGACAAAGCUGGAGGACCUCAAUAUGCUUUUCGCUGGGCGUCUCCGCAAGCUAUUAAGGAGACCUUUGUGCCCCUUCAGGAAUACGACUAUCCAUACAUGAGAUCCUAAACAUGAAUCAUCGUUGUUUGCUGACACAACAUUCGUCGUAAUUUUCACCAAUAGUCGUGCGCCGCAAAUCGAGAAACGCUCGUAUGCAAAAUUAAUCAGCAAAGAAUUGUGUGGGAUAAUAAACCAUGGCAUUGUUACAUUCUGCUGCAUUAACUCGACAGGUCUUACUUGCUCAGGUAAGAUAUACAGGGUGUCCCAAAAUUCGCGGCCCAACCGUCGUGUACAGAUAGAGCGGGUCAAACUGAAUAAGUAAGUCCUUUACCACUUUGCGAAAUUUUCAAUAA